AUGUUCAUAGCCGGCAUAGUGCUUCUGAAUACCGAGGGCACGAGCGCAUUCAUCGCACUCAUCUGCCUGGGUGCGCUGGCUUUCAUCCCUGGCGCCUAUUACUGUCGUUUCAACAGUGGAACUGAGGAUGAGGUGUCCAUGAAGUACCAGCACAAGAAUGCAUGUUUAGAAGGGAUAAUGAACAUCCCCUUGGCCAUGCCUGGGCACUCUGAGGCCCUUGCUGCAGUCAUGCUCUGGAAAUUGGAGGCCCUUGUGGUUCAUUACGAGAUUCGCGAGGACCUCUGGCAUGUCUUUAACCUUGUGCGGACGGGGGACAAGGUGGCGGCCACAACCUACCGCAAGGUCCAGCGGGACACGGGGAUGGGCACAGACAGCGAGCGCAUCAAGCUCAGGCUCAUGAUCCAGGUGGAGGACAUCGACUACGAUGCAGCAGGGGAGGAGAUCCGGCUGAAGGGCAGGAACCUGACGGAGAAUGAGCACGUGAAGCUGGGCGCCUACCACACGCUGGAGCUGCGGCGCCAGGCAGCCUUCACCCUGGAGAAGGAGGUGUGGGACGGCGUGGACCUGGACCGCAUCGCCGCCGCCUCAGACCCCGCCGCCUCGGCCGACCUGGCCGUGCUGCUGGUGGGGGAGGGUCUGGCUAACCUGUCCCUGGUGGGGGCCAACGCCACAGCAGUACUGCAGCAUGUCGACUGGGAUGUGGUCAAGUGCUUGGUGGUGGCCGGCCCCGGUUUCGUAAAGGACCAGUUCCUGGAGUUCCUCUUUGCAGAGGCGCAGCGGAGGGAGGACAAGGUACUGAUGGCGGCCCGCUCCAAGAUCGUGGUGGCCCCGGCCUCCACCGCCUUCCAGCACUCGCUGAAGGAGGUCCUGGCGGUGCCGGCGGACACCAAGGCCGCCAAGGAGGUGGCAGCCAUGGCCGACUUCUACGCCAUGAUGUCCAGCGACCCCGCGCGCGCUUUCUAUGGGCCAGGCCACGUCUGGGCGGCGCACGAGGUGGGUGCCAUCGCCACGCUGCUCAUCUCCGAGGGCCUCUUCCGCACCAGCGACGUGGCGGCACGAAGAAAGUAUGUCGCGCUGGUGGACGAAGUCGCGGCAGGUGGCGGCCAGGUCAUGCUGUUCUCGGACAUGCAUGGCUCAGGCCAGCAGCUGCAGGCGCUGACCGGCCUGGCGGCCAUCCUGAGGUUCCCCCUUCCCGAGCUAGAGGACACCCUCAUGGACGAGGGUGUGGCUGUCAUCUGA
Messenger RNA from Auxenochlorella protothecoides, 1239 nucleotides. RefSeq names its product Protein pelota. The record is from RefSeq and is a predicted model, not a curated record. NCBI's taxonomy places the organism in Eukaryota, Viridiplantae, Chlorophyta, Trebouxiophyceae, Chlorellales, Chlorellaceae. Gene Ontology annotation, cellular component: cytoplasm. The transcript has 8 exons. Gene Ontology annotation, biological process: nuclear-transcribed mRNA catabolic process, no-go decay; RNA surveillance; ribosome disassembly. Bases 1 to 1239 code for a protein of 412 amino acids.